Messenger RNA from Schistosoma guineensis, 507 nucleotides. NCBI's taxonomy places the organism in Eukaryota, Metazoa, Platyhelminthes, Trematoda, Strigeidida, Schistosomatidae. The record is from the annotation of a GenBank genome assembly.
AUGAAUGUUAUAUUUAGUAUUUGUUUAAUACAUUUGGCUGCUGAAUUUAUAUCAGCUGAAUUGUACUGUUAUUCUUGUACAAGUGCUCAAUCAGGUUGUGGUGAUCCAAUUGAUGUAAGAUUAAUUCAUUGGAAGAAAUGUUCUGGUCGAGCAUUGAUUGAAAAUUAUUGUGUAAAAUUAAUCGAAAAAGUUCAAGAUCAAACUACUGUAACUCGUGGUUGUUUAAGUGAUUUAAUAAUGAAUACACAAUAUCGUUUAGAUAUGCCACAACUUCGUCGUCAUGGUUACUGUGUUAAUUCUCGUGAUUAUCAACAUUAUUUAUUAAAAGUUUUAAAAGGGAAAACUUUAGUUGAAACUGCUAUGGGAUUAUUUAGUGAUGAGAAUAUGGAUUUUAAACGUUUUUGUUAUUGUAAUGACUUUAAUGGUUGUAAUCAUGUAAAUAAUUUAAAAGUUUCAACAAUUUUAAUUUCUUUUAUUAUAAUAUUGACACUUAUAUGGAUUCAUUGA